CCUGUGCCAGCCAAGGCUGCCCUGCAACUCCUUCAGAUGCUAUGAUCCACAGCUGUGGAGACUCUCGGAGAAUUGACCUGUCCCCCAACAUACCAUCUAGCUGCAGAAGGUGAUAGAGCCAGAAAUAACUAAGAAGGAAAAACACCCCACCAAGACAGCUGAUGAGUUUGGGAAGAGUGGGUUCUUCUGGAAUUUGUGGAUUUCAUUAGAAUCCCCCAACUUUGGUUCAAGGCAAAAACAAGAAAAUGCGUGAAAUCGUACAUAUUCAGAUUGGCCAGUGUGGGAACCAGAUCGGAUCCAAGUUCUGGGAAGUGAUUGGGGAGGAGCACGGGAUUGAUGUCAAUGGGAGCUACCAAGGAGAUUCACCCCUGCAGCUUCAAAGAAUAAAUGUUUACUACAAAGAAGCCUAUGAUAAAACGUACGUGCCUCGAGCUGUCUUAGUGGAUCUGGAGCCUGGUAUCAUGGACAGCAUCCGGUCUAGCAACUUAGGAACCCUCUUUCAACCUGAUAAUUUUGUCCACGGUAAUUCAGGAGCUGGCAACAAUUGGGCAAAGGGUUACUAUACAGAAGGCGCUGAACUGAUUGAACAAGUGUUGGAUGUGGUCAGGUAUGAGAGUGAGAACUGUGACUGCCUUCAGGGUUUUCAGAUAGUCCACUCACUGGGGGGAGGAACUGGAUCUGGUAUGGGUACUCUCCUUAUGAAUAAGAUCAGAGAAGAAUAUCCAGACCGGAUUAUGAAUACCUUUAGCAUAAUGCCUUCUCCUAAAGUCUCUGAUACAGUUGUAGAGCCAUAUAAUGCGGUACUUUCCAUCCAUCAGCUCAUUGAGAACACCGAUGCAUGCUUCUGUAUUGAUAAUGAAGCCCUAUAUGAUAUAUGCUUCAGAACUUUAAAGUUGACAACUCCCACUUACGGUGACCUCAAUCACUUGGUGUCCUUGACAAUGAGUGGGAUUACUACCUCCCUUCGCUUUCCUGGUCAACUUAAUGCUGAUCUGAGAAAACUGGCAGUGAACAUGGUUCCUUACCCCCGGCUCCACUUCUUUAUGCCUGGCUUUGCCCCACUGACAGCCCGGGGCACUCAGCAGUACAGAGCUCUCACCGUUGCUGAACUUACCCACCAGAUGUUUGAUGCCCGUAACAUGAUGGCUGCCUGUAACCCCCGCAAUGGACGUUACUUAACUGUAGCCUGUAUUUUUCGAGGCAAGCUAUCCACCAAGGAAGUGGACGAACAGAUGCUCAAGAUGCAAACCAGAAAUAGCAGUUAUUUUGUGAAGUGGAUUCCCAACAAUGUCAAAGUAGCUGUGUGUGACAUCCCACCACGGGGGCUAACUAUGGCUGCAAUCUUUAUGGGGAAUAACACUGCAAUUCAGGAGUUAUUUAUCAGGGUUACUGAGCAAUUUUCAGCUAUGUUCAAAAGGAAGGCUUUUAUCCACUGGUACACUGGUGAAGGGAUGGACUUAAAUGAAUUUCUAGAAGCAGAAAGUAACAUCCAAGAUUUGAUAACAGAAUAUCAACAAUGUCAAGAUGGCAAAACAAUCCAGAAGAAGCAGCAGCAUAAGAAUGAAAAAGAAGCUGAGACAGAAUCAGAAGAAUCAGAAGAAACAGAAGAAACAGAAGAAACAGAAAACGAAGAGUCAACAGAGGAAUGAAAGAAAAAAAAAGCUUAAAUGUGAGAAUAAAUAUAGGAACAGCAAGAAGUGGAAGGAUGAAAGAGUGCUGCAAUCUGACAAGAAUGUUGCUUUUUUAAAAUAAAGUACCAUGGUAACACCAAGGAAAGCAAAUAAGAUGGACCAUCAGCAUUACUGAUAGUUUCAAUAUUUACAGAAGUCAAAUCUAAUGACUUGAAAUUUCUACUUGGAGAGGAAAACAACUGUAAACAAUAUAGAAGAUAUGUUGAAUUCAAUUCAACAAAUUAAAGGAUUCACUGGACAGAAUAUUGUUAGGCACUAAGGGAGAUAAAGGGACAAAUUAGAUAAAGUCCCCUAUUCUCCAAAAUCUCACUAUCUAAUAGUGAAUAUCAAGUGUAUAAAAAUAACUGGCACAGAAUAGACUAUUAAAAAUGUCUAUGAGAGAUAACAAUGUUCUCAAGGAGUUCAGAGGAGAAAAAGGUGACAUAUUCUGUCAAGGCCAGGAAAAACUUUAUGGAGAACUUAGAAUUUGACUGAGAAACUGAAGAAUGGAUAGGACUUAAACAGGUGGAUAUUAGGAUGAGAGGGAAGAAAAGGCUGGGGGAAUGAAGGAAAUAUCAGGCACAGGCAUGGAAAACAGUAUAAGCAGAGACAUAAAAAAAUGCCCAAAUCCUCAGAAUAAGUUUCAAGUAGAUGAAGUAUGAAAAUAAGGAUGAAAAGAAGUUAAAGCCACAUUUUAGGUGAGUCUGAAUAGAAGACUAAGGACAUUACUGGCAAUGGUACAUAAUGGGAGUUGUUCAAACUCUUUAGCUUCUAAGGAGUGAUGGGAUCAGAGGAUGUACAAUAAGGGAUAAUAUGGAAGCAACAAUUAAGAAUAGGUUUAGGUACAAAGAGCUUAGAAGCAGUAAGCUUGGUUAGCUUUAUCAUAGCCUAGAUAAGAAGUAAGAAGGGAACAAAUAAGGCUGUUAGUCUAAAUGAAAGGAUAAAAAUAGACAUAUUGGAAUGAAAAGCAAUUAUUUAACACCAUGUUCCAAGCAUUGUUCAAUUUGAUGGGUGUAUAAAUACAGGUCAAGAGAGAGGCAGUCCCUGCCUUCAGGUUUUUUUUUUAUAAUAAAGGGAGACAAAACUUUGUCCAGGGAAAGAUGCUUUGGCCUGAGAAUUCAGAGAUAUUGAAUGAAUUCAAAGGGGAGUCCACUGACAUUCUCUUUCCACAUGCAAUAUUAUUUGAUUAUGGUUUGCAGAAUAUGAUGUGAAUAGUAAGAUGAUUGGAAUGAAUCUGGGUAAGAUGUGAGAAUAGGGCUAGUUGAAUGUAAUAGACUAUGUGAGUUUUUGUUCUCAUUCAUCUAUGAGGACAGCUUCCCUCUAAAAGUAGGAGUUUCAAAGUUGAGUUGAGCAGGUCUCUCUGGAAAGGUCAGAGGGCACUCUAAACUAUCAUGAUGCAAGAAGAUGGCACAUGUGGAUGACUGGAUUGGAUAUAAAACAUGAAUUUUGUAGGGUUAAUAGUACUUCCAGUGGAAAAGAUAGGAAAAGAGUCAAAGAUGACUAAGCAAGGGUGUCUGAGAAAUCGUAGUGUUAUUAAUAGAAACAGGAAAAUCAAGCGAAAACAAUAGAAUUUAGUGAAAACCUGUUAACACCUUUUACAGUGGGCUAAUUCCUGAGACCCAAAAGAUAAAACUUACAUUUAUUAAAAAAUUAUACACGUGCUUGAGAAUUGUUGAUUCAAAAUAUGAAGCAACCGUGUAUGUGUUGUGUAGUAGAAUGUUGCAUUUCAAACCUGGAGACCUGGAUUCAAAUGCCCUUCUAGACUUUAAUAGUUAAGUGAUCUCGCCUCGGAAAAGAAAAUGGUUUCUAUAAGUUGUUAUGUUAACUGAAAAAGUAUGUAUAAUUUUUUGAAAUCUUAAAAUGCUAUUUAAAUGACAGCUUUUAUCAACAAGUAGCUAUAUGAAUAUUAAAAAUAUUUCUGUUAACUUAAAAUUCUUAUGUUUAUGUCUGUAAACAAUAAAAA
Sarcophilus harrisii (Tasmanian devil) is the source of this 3633-nucleotide messenger RNA. RefSeq names its product tubulin beta 1 class VI (gene TUBB1). The coding region runs from base 246 to 1649 and encodes 467 amino acids. Gene Ontology annotation, molecular function: structural constituent of cytoskeleton; GTPase activity; GTP binding. Gene Ontology annotation, cellular component: cytoplasm; microtubule. The record is from RefSeq and is a predicted model, not a curated record. Gene Ontology annotation, biological process: microtubule cytoskeleton organization; mitotic cell cycle. The transcript has 6 exons. Lineage: Eukaryota; Metazoa; Chordata; Mammalia; Dasyuromorphia; Dasyuridae.